Cololabis saira (Pacific saury) is the source of this 2964-nucleotide messenger RNA. Its product is annotated as heparan sulfate glucosamine 3-O-sulfotransferase 3B1-like. The record is from RefSeq and is a predicted model, not a curated record. Lineage: Eukaryota; Metazoa; Chordata; Actinopteri; Beloniformes; Belonidae. Bases 272 to 1399 code for a protein of 375 amino acids. The transcript is spliced from 2 exons. Gene Ontology annotation, molecular function: [heparan sulfate]-glucosamine 3-sulfotransferase activity.
GAUGAGGACAGGCGGCGGCAUCCCAUCCUCCAGCAAAACACCGCACACGCUCACCUGAGCAAGGACAUGCAGCUUUACACUGUUGUUUUCUGUUUCAUUCAGGGAUAAAUAUCUGUCACCUGUUCAAUUCGUUCAAUUGGGGCAUCAUUUUACAUUUGUGGAGGAGUUCUGACUCAGACUCUCAGUUUCUUGAUGGCAAGUGGGCUGGGUGAUAGUGAUGUGCGCCUGACAUGGCCGUGGCUGCUCCACCGACCUCCUCCCAGGGACCGGUAUGGCUUUUAGCCGCCUCCACCAGCAGCUGGACCCCCCGCCGGCCCGAGGCGGCCCCGGGAGAGCGGCGGUCAUGCUGUGCUCCCUGCUCGGCUCCGUGCUGCUGCUGCAGCUGCUGGGCGGCCGCUGCAGCUCACCUGCCCCGGUGCGGGAGGAGCUGAGGACCAAGAGGCUGGUGGACACGGGCUCCGUGUCCGGCUCCGUGCCCGGCUCCGGCUCCUCCGGGGCGGGAGCCGGCAUCUCCGCCGGAGAGGAGCGCCCCUCCGGCGGCGCGCGGCUCCCGGAGGAGCCGGUCCUCCUAUUCCCCAGGAAGGUGUCGCCCCGGCUGAGGCUGAGCCCGCUCGGGGACGGCAGCCAGAAGCUGCCCCGGGCUCUGAUCGUCGGGGUGAAGAAGGGGGGGACCCGGGCUCUGCUGGAGUUCCUGCGGGUUCACCCGGACAUCCGCGCCGUGGGCGCAGAGCCGCACUUCUUCGACCGCAACUACGACAACGGCCUGGAGUGGUACAGGGAGCUGAUGCCGAAGACCCUGGAGGGCCAGAUCACCAUGGAGAAAACCCCCAGCUACUUUGUGACCAGGGAGGCUCCGGCCAGGAUCUCGGCCAUGUCCAGGGACACCAAGCUGAUCGUGGUAGUGAGGGACCCCGUCACCCGAGCCAUCUCAGACUACACACAGACGCUUUCUAAGAAGCCCGACAUUCCCUCUUUCGAGAGCCUCACCUUCAAAAACAGGACUACGGGGCUCAUCGACACGUCGUGGAGCGCCAUCCAGAUCGGCAUCUACGCCAAGCACCUGGACAACUGGCUGCAGUACUUCCCCAUGGAGCAGAUCCUGUUUGUGAGCGGCGAGCGGCUGAUCAGCGACCCGGCCGGAGAGCUGGGCCGCGUGCAGGACUUCCUGGGCCUGAAGAGGAUCAUCACGGACAAACACUUCUACUUCAACCAGACCAAGGGCUUCCCGUGCCUCAAGAAGGCCGAGGGCAGCAGCAAGCCGCACUGCCUGGGGAAAACCAAAGGACGCACCCACCCCAACAUCCACCCGGAGGUGGUGCAGAGGCUCCGGGACUUCUACCGGCCCUUCAACAUGAAGUUCUACCAGAUGACCGGGCGCUUUUUCGGCUGGGAUGACUGAAAUUCUUCUUGUCUUGAGGGGACUGAGACGAACUCCAUGGAACAUGAAUCUUAGAUUUGGGGAAUAAGAUUGUAUUGAUAUUAGAAUAAAGGAAAAAUUUAUAUUUUGGCAAAAAAAAGUUAUAAAUGAACCUCAAACAUAUAUAAACACACCUACCCACAUUAUACCGUAACUCAUCUAAUCUAGAUCAUUUCAUAUUUACCGUGUUGUAUUCUAGACAUGUAAAAUACAACAUUGUAAAGACAAACAGCCUUAUUAUCAUUUUCCCUAAAUUAUUACAAUUUUACUCUUUUUCCUCUUUUUCUAUUUUUUGUAUUUUCAACUUUGAGUAGAAAGGUAUAAUAAUAAUAACAUAUAAUAGCCUAAUGAUAAUGAUUAUUAUUAUUAUUAUUAUAAUAAUGAUGAUGAUAAUAAGAAAGGUCCAGUGCUAUGCUUAUAAAAUUGCCACCUUUUACUCAGACUUUGCUCCAUCGGCUCCAUCUGCUCCAUCGGCUCCAUCCUCAGUACCAUGUGUGACCAGUAGGAGAGGGAAAAGGGUUUUCUGGGAGUGGCCGCUGAGAUACGCGGCGCUCCCCUGUUCCCUUUUGCCGUCAACAGAGCUUUUUCUAAUCUACUCUAAUGGAGCUUUUCUUUCUUUAUUUGUACUUUAUCCACUUUUAAAUUCUGCUCUUGAAAGAUUUGCAUCAUAUCCGGGAAGAAAGGGCCGUUUUCUUCCCCCCUCAGUUUGAAAUUCCUCAGAUGUGAAGCAGAGAUUGUUUUAUACGACGUUUCUUUAAACAAAUGAGUGAAAUCAGACUGUGCUGGAGUCUUUCGCAGAGAUCGUUGCUGAGUGAGUUAAUGCCAUAUUUGAAACUUAAAUAGCUGCUUUUACAUUUUAACAUUUCUAGCAGGAAUUCUAAAAGAAUCAAAUAUAUGUAUUUUUGAAAUGUAUUUAUUCAGAAAGUGCUCAAGCAGGGUGUUUGUACUUGGAAUUACUCUCAGCGAUGUGUUUGCUGUUUUGCUGUUAUUUUCCUCGUGUCUCUGGAGGUUUGUCUUACGCUGUACAUUAAAACACGCCGGAUCCAGAGGCUCAUAUAUACUCACUUCACAGGGCGGAUGUGCCGUGGGAAAACUUCCCUUCGCCGUCCGUUCCAGACGUGUGCGUUUGUUAUUUCAAGGGUUGUUUCCCCACCUUCAGUUAACGAAGCUAAUGUCAAAUAUAGCUCUCACUGUUAUUUAAGCAACAUCAACUCUGGUGGAGGGAAAAAAAACCUCCAGAAAAAGGAUUUUUCUCCAGACCGUGACUCAGAUGUCCUGGACAUGCUUCCCAUGGAGCUGAGCGCUCCAUGUUGCUUAGAGGCGAAGUGUGUGUGGAGGUCUGUUUUAAAGACGACAGCUCAGUUGUGUUCCUAAGUUUCUAACGGCUUGUAGUGCGAGUCCUCUGGAGGAGGACGUGCCUGAGACGACAGGCGAUCAGCAGGGUGUCUGGCGUCGGAGGAGAGGGUGACAGUUUGUGACCAGUCCAACUCUGCUGUUUGGAUCGCUUUUUAAGGCACUCCUUGAAUAAAAAACAUCCUAAGUGAACA